CACACAAAGCUCGCGCACCUAACCUACGAUCAUAAUAAUAACAAAAGCGUCGCGCAAGGGAGUCUUGUUAUCAAAUAUCGCGAAGUCAUAUAUAUCUCUCCGGUUCUGCACGGCAGGGCAGGCGCGAUUUCGCGCGUGAUUCGCGCUCCGUUGUAAUGCCGAGGACGUGAGCCUCCGUCCGGACGGGCUUCGACAAGAUGGGCGACAUACGGGCUGGUCUCGAGGACCUGAAGCUCGACGGUGUUCUGUUUGCCAACGUCAAAUACUACGUCAGCGGUGAGGGCGAUCCCAAGAUUUUGAAUCUGCUGCAAGAAGGUGGGGCUGAGAGAUCCAAUUAUUUUAGCACUUUUGUUACACAUCUGAUAGCAGGCUACGAAGCGUUAGAAAAUGAUAUUUCUCAAGCAAAGGAUCUAUAUGAAAUUCCAGCAGUCACACAAAAUUGGAUCUUAUAUUCUGUUAAAUGCAGCAAACUACUGCCAGUGCAAUAUUUCUCACCAGAAGAGAAUCAAUUAUUCUCGAAUGUACGUAUCUGCUUAUCCCAGAUAAGUCGAGCGGAUAGCAAGUCACUCUGGGCAAUGAUAACAUUGCAAGGUGGCAAAUGUCAGUUACGUUUGGAUAGAUAUUGCACUCAUUUGAUCACGGGUAAAGCGAGUGGUAUCAAAUAUGAAACUGCCGCGAGACAUCAUAUACCUACUGUAACCCCUGAUUGGAUAACAGAAUGUUGUAAGAAAGGCACUCUUGUUAGCGAAGUGGAAUAUCAUCCCAAAUUGCUAUUGUCUGCAAAUAGCUCGACAGCUAUGAUUACUGGAUUUAUGGACGAAGAUACUGAUAACAACAUCGCGCAAGGGGAGCAGGAUCGAACUAAGGCCAUGUUGGAACAACUCAAGCAACGCAUGCCGUGGAAUCAACCAAAUCCACCUGUGUCAUUGAGUACUACGCAUAGCCUUGGUGCAACAAGCACAGCAACUGUUUCUUAUUCGACGAAUGGACAGAAUACCGUGAAUAUGCAACAGCAACAACUUCCGCGAUCAGUUCCCUCGUCUAGUUUAGGGACACCUGCAAACGUUCCAUCAGUUUCUGAUCAAAAUGUUAAUAUUAAUCAAGCAAAUUGGCUCCCACAGCCUUCUCAGCAAAGCAAUGUUUCUCAACAGAUAAAAGCUAUACCAUCACAAAUACAGCAACAAGAAUUAUCUCAACAACAACAAAUAAAUAUGCAACAUCAAUUGAUACAGCAGCAACCAUUAACAUCACCACAACAGCAGCAGCAGCAGCCGCCGCCGCCGCCGCCGCCGUUAACGCAACAACUUGCACAGCAUCAACAGCAGUUGCAACAGCCACCAUAUAAUCAACAACAAAUUCUUAAUCAACAACUAUCACCUCAGGUACAACAGCAGCAACAGUUAAUAGGACAACAACAGACAUUGAUGCCGCAACAGCAGCAGCAGCAACAAAUAAAUUCACAAUUAUCUCAGCAUCAAUUAACUGCACAGCAACUAUUAACAACGCAACAAAAGCAAUUGACUCAACAACAUCAAAUAAUCCAACAACAGAUAAAUCAACAGCAACAGUUGCCAACACAACAGCCACAUUUGGCGCCACAACAGCAACAAGUGCAAUUAGCAACACAGCAGCAGCAGCAAAUAGUAAUGCAGCAGCAGCAACUACCUUCUCAGCAACAACAGAUAGCUACUCAGCAUCAGUUGACCCAACAACAAGCUCCAUCACAGCAACUCUCCGCCGAGCAAAGACAACUUAUUUUAUUACAGCAGCAGCAACAACAAAAAAUUCAACAGAUUUCACAGCAAUUACAACAAUCCGCUCCGCAAAGUUCACAAUUUGUCAUAAGAGACGGCCAAUUACAGCAACAACCACAGAAUCAACAACAAUUAAUCGGACCAAAUCAGCAAGGAUUUAUUGUAAAACGAGACCCGCAGUGGCAACAACAACAGUACCACUUACAAUUGCAGAGACAACAGCAAAUUGGACCUCUGAGAUCCGAAACGCAAUGGAACCAACUUCCCAGACAUUUAAUUCAAUUAGAUAAGCAGACACAUUUACAAUUGCAACAGAUGGACACUCAACAAAGAGCCCAAUUCAUCCAGAAAUUGCAGAAGCAGCGAAAUCUGCUAUUGCAGAGACAGGUGCAUAAUCGUCAACAAGGCCCGCACAUUGCUGUUAUCAGGAAUCCCGGUAAACCGGUGCAAUCGACUAGUUUACAGUGGAUUCCACAAGUUCAACAACCUCAGAUGAUGGGACCGCAACUCACGCCAACUCCUGGACAGAAACCCGUGCAUUCCGGGGUGCAGCCACCGGCGUUAACCCCGAUAAACUCUUCCAAUCAGGUCAUUGUGCCGACUGGACAGGCUGUUCAAGGAUCGCAAGUGUCGCAGACAGGACAGACAUUCCAACAGGGACAAUUAACACCUCAACAGUUGGUGCAGUUACAAAUGCAGAAGCAGCAGCAAAUGGUUAGAUUGCAGCAGCUACAUCUCCAACAACAACAACAACAGCAGCAGCAGCAGCAGCAGCAACAACAAGGCGCGCAACAGGAGACACCUUUAACGCCUUUGCCAAAUAACACGCAUAUUCCACCGGAUCAACAACUUGUCGUGAACGCCAAAACGAAAACUGCGCUGGCUAAUAUGCUAACCAACAGAUUGCAAGGCGGUGCUACCGAGGGUAGUGCAGCUGGUCAAUUGAGAUUGAUGACCGCGCAGCACAGACCUCCACCACCUCCUUCUCAGGAUCCACAGCUCUUGGCUGCUUAUCAAAGGAGAACUUUGGGAAAUAUAACGAACGGUGCGCCGACAGGAGCACCAAUAAAAAUGCAAUAUCCUCCAGUUAUGCCACAGCCCAAACCUCAAUUUUAUGGUCACAAUCCAAAUUUAAAACUGCCACCAGAUCUAUUUUUGUUGGGAUGUAUUUUCGUUAUUGUCGAAUAUGAAAACCAACGUCCGAAUGAAGUCUCAGUUUGGAAGCAAGUUAUUGAAAGACAUGGUGGCGAGGUAGAGCCGCAAUAUUGCGGUCGUGCGACACAUGUACUGGCCAUUACGCAGAAACAUCCGAUCGUGGUACAAGCGUUACGCGAUGGAAAACGUUGCGUCAGCGCGCAUUGGCUUUCUGACGUUGUCAGUAAGCAACAGGUGUUACCACCGUGGCAUGCCUUGCACUUUCCGACGCCGUUCAGUUUGACUGAGCUUCCAUGUGUCAAGCAAGUUGUAUCGUUUUCCGGAUUCGAGGGAGAAGAACGAGCAAAAGUCAAACAUAUGUUAGAAGCUUUGGGCGCCAAAUUCACAAACUACUUUUCCAAACAUAAUACUCUUCUUGUUUGCAGAAGACCAGAUGGACAGAAGUAUAAAAAGGCUCGCGAGUGGUUAACUAGCGUUGUAAACGCACAAUGGUUGACCGAGUUGCUUUGUGGACAGACGAAUGCUUUGCAUCAACUUGAGAGUCAAAAGUUUCAACAGUUUAGUCUGAGUAAUCCUUUCAGACUAGAUUAUUCACUUGUGCCUCAUCUCAUGGCUGCUUGGAAAAUACCAAUAAACAUUAGUCAAGAGUCGUAUGACAAAGUAAAACAGGUUGGUCAGGGACCAAAUUCGAUCAGAAAAUACAAAAAGCCGCGAUUGGAUGGCCCAUUGUUGAAUAAGGAUCCACAUCUUUUGGGUUUGGAAGAACCAAUUGUCGUCAGCAAUCCCGAUCCUCCGCCGCCUGAUAAACAACCCAGAAUAUUAUUUUCUGGUAUUAAUCCCAGGAAACAUGCUAAGAGAAUUCGAGAACUGGGAGGCGCUUUGGCUGCUAGUUGGCGAGAUGCCACUCAUCUGAUAAUGUCGGCACCAUUACGAACAGUGAAAUUAUUAUGUUGUCUAUCGCGAUGUAAAUUUAUCGUCAGUUUACAAUGGUUGCUCGAUUGUUCCACAAAAAACACCUUCGUAGAUGAAAGCGCAUAUAUGCUUGGUGAUGCGGAAUUUGAGAAGAAUUUUAAUUGCAAUAUCGAGAAAGCUUUAGCGAGUCCGAAUCGAGGAACAGUACUUAAGGGUAAAAUAUUUUUCGUCACACCGAGUGUGAUACCAUCUCCUUCCGCGAUGGCAGAAAUAAUAGAAAGUGCGGGAGGUACAAUGGAAAAGACGCGUAGAACACUUGCGCAGAUACAAGAAAUGAAUAACGGGAAAAUAAAUUAUGUCAUCAUAACUCAUGAAAAUGAUCUUCUUCUGCUUUCUGAUGUCUUAGAAGCAAAUAUUAAUGUGUAUAGUGCGGAAAUUGUAUUUGGCGCAAUUGCACGACAAUACUUCCAACCUGAUGCGAGUCAAAACUAAAAAAUAUGCAAGUUACAUUACCGUAUUUUUAUCCCUAUUAUGGGCCUAUUAUUUCUUAGUGAGUUAUUUUCAAGACAAAAAUCUUUGCUUACCUUCAACAAUGGGACAAUAAAGAAUGUAAUUUUAUGAUAAAAAGAAAUCAUUUUUAUACGUUUA
Molecule: messenger RNA, 4469 nt
Organism: Nylanderia fulva
Lineage: Eukaryota; Metazoa; Arthropoda; Insecta; Hymenoptera; Formicidae
Gene: Ptip
Product: PAX transcription activation domain interacting protein
Cellular component (GO): MLL3/4 complex
Source: RefSeq, a predicted model, not a curated record